Molecule: messenger RNA, 2266 nt
Organism: Cydia splendana
Lineage: Eukaryota; Metazoa; Arthropoda; Insecta; Lepidoptera; Tortricidae
Product: ileal sodium/bile acid cotransporter-like
Exons: 10
Coding region: 206-1606 (466 amino acids)
Cellular component (GO): membrane
Source: RefSeq, a predicted model, not a curated record
GCUUUAAAAAAAACAAACGUCAUUCGUGAACUUCUUUAUCCCUACCCUCGCGCGAACUUUGACCAGCCAGUCUCAAACAGCGCGGGUACGGAGCGUACGUUCCCGCGUUAAAAAAAACUAAAACGUCAUCACGUGGUUCUUUAUAGUGGUACUUUCACUUGCGCCCCUGUUGACAAUUGCAUCACAGUACAGAUAACCAGCGACCAUGUGUCCAAUAUGGCCGCUGCACCUCAUCGUGCUGUACAUCCUGGCUAUGUGCCCGCUCUGGGUGCUCUGCCAGGCGGCACCGCAGCUCUCCGCAUAUUUCAUACCAGACCAGGUGUCUGUACACAUGGAUGAUUAUUUCAACGUCAAUGUUACUAUCAAUGGUACGGGAAUGCAAGCCAACGAUGAACUAAUACUAACGUCGAGCGAAGAUAAUCUAGCUAUAGCCAGUUGGGAGGGCAGAGACGGACCGUCGUACGUUCUCAGCGAGGAUCACGCCAGUACAGGGCAGUUCGAAGGGGUGAUGCGUGUCGACGGACUGUUUUUAGGAUUCAGCGAAAUAAAAGUGGCCACGAAACGCGGCACCGAAGAGUACCCCGUCGACAACUCGCUGUUGGUCACAGUACUGCGGCCAGAGCGAGUCAUAGACCGUAUAUUCGUCACCAGCGUGGCUCUGUUUGUGUCCCUGAUCUUCAUAAACUUCGGGUGCGCGAUGCACUGGCCCACGGUGAAGGAAGUCAUCAAAAGGCCUGUCGGGCCCGCCAUCGGAAUGUUGGGGCAGUUUCUGUUCAUGCCACUGAUGUCAUUCGGCCUCGGUUUCCUCGUAUUCCCCGGUGCCGACGACGUGUCGGCCGCCAUGCGUCUCGGCAUGUUUUUCACCGGCGUAUCUCCCGGUGGAGGCGCUUCUAACAUCUGGACCUUUGUGCUGGGAGGGAACCUUAAUUUGUCGCUCGCUAUGACUUCUAUAUCUACAUUAGCCUGCUUUGGAUUGAUGCCAGCCUGGCUCUUCUCCCUCGGCCAAGUUGUCUUCCGCAACGCGAACAUCGUGGUCCCGUACGCGCGCAUCGCCUCUUUCGUCGUGGGCCUCAUAGUGCCCUUGAUCAUAGGCCUGGGCAUGCAGCGAUGGACCCCCAAACUAUCCGCUUUCAUGGUCCGGAUAUUGAAGCCGCUGUCGACUUCGCUGUUGCUAUUCAUUAUUAUAUUCGCUAUUGUGACGAAUCUAUAUAUUUUCGAGCUCUUUACUUGGCAGAUAAUCGUGGCGGGCAUCGGGCUGCCGUGGCUGGGCUACGGGUUCGGGUACGCCAUCGCGCGCCUCCUCCGCCAGGAGCACCCGGACGCGCUCGCCAUCUCCAUAGAGACGGGCGUGCAGAACACUGGCAUCGCUAUAUUUCUGCUGCGGUACGCUCUGCCGCAGCCUCAGGCUGAUCUCACCACAGUGGUCCCAGUAUCUGUGGCCAUUAUGACCCCAAUCCCUAUGACCUGUAUCUACAUCUACCAGAAGCUGAAGGCUUGCUAUGUCAACCGAAACCAACAUAAAAAAAUCGUUGAACACGACGCAACCCCCAGCAGUGAGGCGCCUCAGCCAGUCAAUGGUAUCUCAACCAUUGAUGUCGAAAAAUAAGGACGUGCCGGUCUAAAACCAGGUCUCGCACUUUACCACAUUUUGUAAAACGAUAGACUGAACGGCUGAUAUGAAGUUACAUACAAAAUAAAUGGUAUAUUAAACUAAUUAAGGCCUAGUUUCCCAUCUGAGUAAAAAUAAAAGAUGAUCAAGGCCUAAUGUUCUGUAACUGCUCCUUUAGAAUGAUACGCGUACCGGCAAGAAAUGCUCAAAAAUGCGCAAAUGGUGUCUGAAGUGUUUACGCAUUUAACGAUACACUGCCAAUAUGAUAAGCGGAAUUUAAUUAUUAUUUUCUGUAUGAAUGAAUACAGAUUACAAAACUUACAAACAAGUAGCGAGCAAUCUGCAUUGGUAUAUUGCAGAUUUUAAGUUAAUAAACAUAUCAGCACAAUAUGACUAUUUUAAUAGAAUUUAAAUUGACCAAUCACGUAAUGGGAUCAAUUCAUUAAUUCAAACUUCGCAUCAUUCGCUCAGUUUAUCGUUACGCUGGCAGAUCUCGGCGUGGUGAAGUGUUGCCAGUCAAAAUUCAAUGUUGCCAGCCUGAAAAAGUGACAAGUAUUUUUGAGAUCUGGUUUUGCAGUAUAAUAAUUAAAUGUAAACUAAUAUUUUUCGAGGAUUACAGUUUAAAUUUUCGGCGCAUAUUUUGGUGCUCAAUUUUUU